CAAGUAUCGACUGGUUGGAAUACAAGGCUCUUCUGGUGAGGGCACCACCUCACACUAUGGGUCAAGCCCGAGCCGUCACGGGGUUGCAGCACAUCUAUAUGCCAGCUGACAAAGCCAACUAAGUCUGAAUCGCUUUGGAGGGCGAACGGAAGUGGAAUCCUUCAAUACGCAAGUUCUUCCGCAACUGGCAUCGACGUCGCGUGCGAUGAGGCUCGGAGACUCGGCAAUGGCCUUGGCUGCUGCGCUCCUAGGCUUCAGGGCUGUGUAUGAGGCUUGGCGUUAUUCGACUACGCUGCAUUCGAAAGGAGACUGAACGUCUGAAUAUGGCGGAAAUACAGACCAAUCACGUCGGCUCGGCAGUGCAACCAAUAUUUGGCCCUGCUAGCUCAACCUGGUGGAAUGCUUAACUGCUGCCUGAUGAUUGAGAUAUUCGCCACCGUCUUACAUGCUUGGCAGAACCUCAUGUUUAGCGAAAUUUCGCCUUUUCUUCUCCGUCAUUUAGCACGGUCGUCCUACAACCGUGUACUUUCAUCGACAAUCCCAGCAUGCGCCUUUUGAGCGUCAAGUCUCUCGAAGUGAAAGAGUUUGCUGCAAAUGCAAUCCCGCCUUACGCUAUUCUCUCUCACAGAUGGCUGGCUGACGAUGAAGAGGUCAUUCUCCGGGACAUAGAGCUGCCUGUUGCCAAGACGAAGCUCGGCUACGACAAACUCGUCAAAUCAUGCAAGCAGGCCGAAAAAGACGGGAUCGAAUACGUGUGGGUUGAUAGCUGUUGUAUCGACAAGACCAGCAGCGCCGAGCUCUCCGAGUCUAUCAACUCCAUGUUCCGCUGGUACAAGGAGGCCGUCGUGUGCUACGCCUUUCUCUCUGAUGUCCCGAGCGACUCGACCCUGGAAGAGGAUUCCCCUUUUGCAAAGAGCAAGUGGUUUACUCGUGGCUGGACACUCCAGGAGCUGAUCGCGCCCGAACACCUGCGUUUCUACUCUCAAGAAUGGAAACCUCUUGGUAGCAAGUCACAUCUAAGCGGAGUCAUUAGCCGGAUCACCGGCAUUGACGAGCUGACCUUGCGAGGCCGCCGAGAACUACAUCUGUCCUCGAUUGCAGCCCGCAUGUCCUGGGCCGCCAAGAGGGAGACAGCCAGGGAAGAGGACAGAUCCUAUAGCCUCCUUGGCCUCUUUGGCGUCCACUUGCCCCUUCUGUACGGCGAAGGUGGUAAAAAUGCAUUUCUCCGCUUGCAAGAAGAGCUCAUCCGAAUCAGCGACGAUCGGUCAAUCUUUGCGUGGCACUCUGGGUCUUUUCGCCCUCAAGAGGAGCUUCUUCUCGCUCCUUCGAAGGGCUCAUCCUUUUUGGCUUCUUCCCCCGAUGAUUUCAUCAGUUGCGGCGACAUCGUCAUAUGCAAUCUGGUCCGGAAGCCAUCCAAUUUCGUCAUAACCAAUGCGGGCUUAAGGAUCGAUGUCCCCAUCAUCUUUGAGUAUGAAGGAAGCCCCCCCGAGAGGCGCGCUCACGCCAUCUUAUGGUGUCGCCGAAAGACCGAUUAUGAGAAAAUCAUUACCAUUCCGGUACUGCUUGAUGGAAAUCGCUGUGCCCGCGCACAACGAUCAAUGAAACUAGUCCGCCGGCGAUGGGCCAUCUCGCGCUCCUUCAACUAUACUCUGUACAUGGACACCGGAAAAAAUAACCGCUCAACGGUUGAGGUAUUUCCCCAAUUCGAUCUCGGAGCAUCCGUACUCAUUCUGCAUUCUCUGCCUCUCGGAUACUGUGUCGACACCGUUAGCCCGUCCGAGAAUUGGGAGAGUUGGUCUCCCACUUCUGGACGCUUAACGAGCACGGGGUUGGGAGAGACGGUAUUCAGCAUCAGAGCAGAUGGCUCUACGUGUGUGCCACUCGAGAACAUAUACAUGCUGGUCAAGCCCAUGUAUGAGACGGGGCUGUACGUCCGUCAGCCGAGGCACAAACUCGCCCUCGUCGACCAUGAAACCGACAUCCAACGCAACACACGUCAGUCCGCAUUACUUUCAUACUACGAAAAAUCUGCGUUUUUUUCAGAAGACUUAAUCCUUGAAUCGACUGGAGGCAAUUUUGCGGCACGAGUUUCGGUGGAUGGCGACUUCGCGCCCCAGAUUGACGUUGUUGACCUGAUCAUCGACCACUCAACCUUCAGGAACUUCAAGAUAUGGAGAUCACUUCGUUACCACAAGGAACUUAAUGCAGAAAGGCUUCUGCGCCUUCUGCCUUUCCUCGCGGCUGCUCUACUGACGUUCCUGCCAAUGGCAUUGGAUCUGAAAUCGCCUCACUUGUGGGUCAAGAGAAGCCAGUGCCGAGAAGCUGGGGAUGAAGACGGAAUUCACAGAGAUAUAUCUCAUGUCUUUGUUUUCAUCUUCGUGUUCAUCUUUCUGGCUUUCCUUAAGGCAACUUCUGUGCAACUCGGCAUCUUCAGCGUUUGGGACAACUCGACAUAUCGGCAAUUUGGGUCUCGCAUAUGGGGUCACAGAGCAGUAAGGAAGGCUUGCGAAUGGAGCAAGGCGUCCAUGCCAAUGCUUCGGGCCUUGAUCCUGCUCUUGCCGGCCUCGGCAGUAGCAGCCCCAGCCGGCCAACUUGCGGGAAGCUGGUUUAAUUGGCUUUUCUCCUGGUUCCUUACGGGGCUUCUUCUAUGGGCAAGUUCUCCGAGGUGGUUGAUGGCUGUCAUACAUGCCCGAGCGUUCUUUCUUUUCAGAAUACUAUUCUUGCUUCAGUGUAUCGGGGCUAGGCUGAGAGGUAUCGUGAAACGCGACAGGAUGAUUGAUCCGACACUCUAGCCCCGAGCUACAUUUUGCCUUUGUUUCUACACUAUCAGUGCAUCACAGGGUCGAACAAACUAUGACCAGCAUACAUUAGAGGCAGUUAGUUGCGGCUAGUUCUAUGUAGGGAUGGAUUUCAGCCUUUUUUUAUUUAAUUCAUAGAAGAGACAUCAU
Molecule: messenger RNA, 2948 nt
Organism: Colletotrichum destructivum
Lineage: Eukaryota; Fungi; Ascomycota; Sordariomycetes; Glomerellales; Glomerellaceae
Product: Putative heterokaryon incompatibility
Exons: 2
Coding region: 546-2792 (748 amino acids)
Source: RefSeq, a predicted model, not a curated record